This is a messenger RNA of Phlebotomus argentipes, 2301 nucleotides long. Its product is annotated as scoloptoxin SSD14-like. Gene Ontology annotation, biological process: glutathione catabolic process. The transcript is spliced from 6 exons. Gene Ontology annotation, cellular component: plasma membrane. Bases 325 to 2058 code for a protein of 577 amino acids. NCBI's taxonomy places the organism in Eukaryota, Metazoa, Arthropoda, Insecta, Diptera, Psychodidae. Gene Ontology annotation, molecular function: glutathione gamma-glutamate hydrolase. The record is from RefSeq and is a predicted model, not a curated record.
GCCAAUUUUCCCAGUUCCACUCCAGUCGCCUCAGCGCGCAGUCGCUUUUCCAAAUAGCUGAGCUUUAGUGGCGAGAGUGCGCGAGCAAAGUGCAUUUAUUCUACGGGUUUUUAUUCUUCGAUCGAAAGAAGGUUAAUUAUUUUGGCUGUGAUCGCGGCUGUAAAGUGAAAGUGAUCAAGGAUUGCAGUGAUUCUUUCCCUCACUUUUGGUCCACUCAAGGAGAUUUUGCAAGUCUAGAAGGCGAGAUUAAAGGUGUCUUAUCGGGAAACGUGUAUGACCUAAAAGAGUUGUAGUGCAGUAGUUGAAAGCGAAAGUCAGGUGAUAAUGAUAUUUCCGGCGAUAACGAAGAAGAGGGUGUUGAUUGCUGCUCUGCUGGCGGCAAUUGUGGUGGCUGUGGUGUUGGUCACGGUGUACUUCACGGUGUGGAAGCCCAAGAAUGUGGAGUCGGAGCCUCGAAGGAUGGCCAUUGUGGCGAAUGGGAUGGAGUGCGCGGACAUUGGGAUGGAGAUACUGAGGAGGAAUGGAUCGGCGGCCGAUGCUGCCAUUGCCACGCUCUUCUGCGAGGGUGUGACUUGUCCGCAGAGCAUGGGACUCGGCGGGGGCUUCGUGAUGACGAUCUAUUCCAAGAGCAAGGGUGAGGUGGAGUCGCUGAUUGCGAGAGAAGUGGCUCCGUUGGCUGCCACUGAGGAUAUGUUCAAGAAUGGCACAAUCAAUUCCGUCGAGGGGGGUCUCGCGAUUGCCGUUCCCGGUGAACUGAAGGGUUAUUGGUCGGUGCAUCAAAAGUACGGAUUGUUGCCUUGGGCGGAUCUUGUAAAGCCCACAAUUGAGCUCUGUCGUCAGGGGCACUUGGUGUCUCCCUAUCUGGAGAACAUUCUCAGGGGCCGCGCUUCCAGAAUCUACGCUGAGCCCACUCUCAGGGAGAUCUACAUCAAUCCGGAGACGAACACCACUUGGCAGAUUGGUGAUCGCAUAAAGAGGCUCAAAUUGGCAGAGACUCUGGAAGUCAUCGCUGAAGACGGUGUUAAUGCACUGUACAAUGGUCGUCUGACGAAGGGAUUCAUUGAGGACAUUCAGAGCUUCGGAGGAAUUGUCACUGAACAGGAUCUCCUCCAGUAUCGGGUGAGAUGGGACAAACCCGUGACGGCGAAUCUCAAGAGUGGCUUCACGAUGUACUCAACGCAAGCUCCAACUUCUGGACCACUUUUGGCGUUCAUUCUCAACGUCUUGGAUGGCUUCUUGGACACUUUGGAGUCACCUGUGACGUGGCACAGGGUUGUCGAGGCAUUUAAGUACGCCUACGCCUUGAGGACUAACAUGGGAGAUCCGCUGUUCGUGCCCUCGGUCGAUGCGCUCGUGGCGAACCUCACGAAUGCCGAAUAUGCAGAGAUCAUCAGGAGCUUAAUUGAUGAUAACACCACCUACAACACCUUUGAGCACUACGGAGCGGACUUUACCAAUGUCGAGGAUCACGGAACGGCGCAUAUUUCCAUCCUGGCGCCCAAUGGAGACGCCGUCGCUGCCACAAGCACGGUGAAUUACAUCUUUGGCGCCAUGAGACGCUCACUGAGCACUGGAAUCAUCCUGAAUGAUGAGAUGGAUGAUUUCUCAAUUCCCGGGGUGGAAAAUGUUUACGGAGUGCCAGCUUCUCCUGCCAAUUUCAUCAGUCCCAGGAAGACUCCAAUGUCCUCAAUGUGUCCAGCAAUCUUGGUGGACAGUGAGGGAAAUGUGCGGAUGAUUGUGGGUGGCGCUGGAGGAUCGAAGAUUACGACGUCUGUGGCUUAUAUUAUUAUGCGUCAUUUGGUGUUCAAUGAGAGCCUAAUCGAUGCCAUGCACGCCAAGAGAAUUCACCAUCAAUUGGCGCCAAUGCGACUGGACUUUGAGAAUGGAUUCAAUGAAGAGAUUAUUAAGGGCUUCUCGGAAAGAAAUCAUGAGCUGUACGAAGUGUCUCCAGGAUCGGGCUUUGCAGCCCUGACGGCGAUCAGUUCGGAUGGGGCACAAAGGCUGGAGGCUGUCUUCGAUCCACGGCGCAACGGAUCGUCCAAUGUGAGUGAAAUGUAGUGACGCAAUACAAUCGCUGAGCCAGGAGGAAAUCUGCAAGUCCAACCAUCCCAACCCCCUUUUUCAGUUAGAUUUAAAUGAUUACUGUGAUUAACAAUAGCGAAGAGGAGUCGAUAAGGGGAGUGAAGAAGAUAUAGUGUUAAAUUUAUACAAGGAAUGCUAUAAAAGAAGCAAGGAUAGUGUGAACAAGACGUAUUUUGUAAGUGCAAAAAGUACAGUAUAAAAAAAGUAAUUAAAAAGCCA